Molecule: messenger RNA, 1726 nt
Organism: Thecamonas trahens ATCC 50062
Lineage: Eukaryota; Apusomonadida; Apusomonadidae
Product: NEK protein kinase
Exons: 2
Coding region: 179-1726 (515 amino acids)
Biological process (GO): protein phosphorylation
Molecular function (GO): protein kinase activity; ATP binding
Source: RefSeq, a predicted model, not a curated record
UCGUCUCGACGGCAGGUCCGAUUGAGAUCGGGCAUCAAGCGGCCGCUGGGAUGGACGUCGUCUAGCGGGCGACUAUUCUGCUAGGUCGUCAGGCAGGCGACCACCGGCAACUGGGCUGGGCAUUGAGCACUCGCCCGCCAGCCGCACCCGCUCUCCCCACUCCUCUUGCAGACCAACCAUGGGCUGGUCCGACUUUGUGAAGGAGCAGUUCAUCGGCAAGGGCUCGUAUGGCAAGGUCUACCGCGUCAAGCGCCGCUCCGACGGCAAGACAUACGCCCUCAAGGAGGUCAACAUCAAGUUCAUGAGCCAUCGCGAGCGCGAGGAUGCCGUCAACGAGAUUCGGCUGCUAGCAUCGGUCAACCACCACAACAUCAUUGCGUACUUUGAGUCGUUUCUGGAGAACGACAAGCUCUGCAUCGUCACCGAGUACUGCGGCAAUGGCGACCUGUUUGAGCUCCUCCGCAGGUACCGCACCCGCCGCCGCCGCCUCUCCGAGGACCGCAUCUGGUCGUACUUUCUGCAGAUCUGCUACGCGCUCCGCGUCCUGCACCAGAAUAAGGUCCUGCACCGCGACAUCAAGUCCCCCAACGUGUUUCUCGGCGAGAAUGGGACCAUCAAGCUUGGCGACCUUGGGGUGGCCAAGCUCCUCAAGUCGGCCAUGGCCCACACCCAGAUCGGAACGCCGUACUAUCUCUCGCCCGAGAUCUGGAAGUCCCGGCCAUAUAACGACAAGUCGGACGUGUGGUCGCUCGGCUGCCUGCUCUACGAGAUGACCACGCUCCGCCACCCGUUCGAUGCCACCUCACAGCGUGCCCUAGCCGCCAAGAUCAUCAAGGGCCGCUACGCACCCAUCUCGCGCGAGUACUCAUCCGACCUCGCCGACACCAUCUCGGCCUGCCUUCAGGUCAACCCCAACAUGCGUCCCACCAUCGACGAGCUGCUCGAGCUCCCUGCCGUCCGUGCCCGCAUGGAUCUUGUGGCCGACGAGGUCAUCUCGGACGCCACCCGCUGCGCCGUCAUGAACACCAUCAAGGUUCCGCGCCGCGUGCAGAACCUCUCUGACCUCACCGAGGCCCUGCCCAAGCCCAUGUACAUGCAGUCGUCGCCAGCCAAAAUGGUUCGCGACGCUGCGCCGUCGCACCCGCCGCCCGAGCCCAGCGCCGCCUCGUCCGCAGGCGCUGCCGCCGCCCAGCCCAACAUUGUCGUCAACCCGGUCAUCCGCUCACGCCUGCACGCCCACGCGGACCAGCCGCCGCUGCCGGCCCUCGCUGCAGCUCGUGCCCAGCGCCGCGCUGCCUCCGAGCCUGCUGACAACAAGCUCGCCGACCGCGCCCCGGCCCAGAAGUACUACGUCAACAAGUCCAACCAUCCCGGCGCAAAGUAUGCCCGCCGCGCCAAGGAGCCGUCGCCGCCGCUCGGUGAGAACCCGAGCGUCAACAAGGCCCGCGUCCAACAGUACUACGCUGCCAAAGAAAAUCGCGCAAAUCGCCGCCCAGGCCCUUUUAGCUACGCCUCGGAACGCCAUGCGCCCGCCGCUGCCUACCCGGUCCUUGCCCGCCACGCCGCGAAUGACGUUGCCCAGCGCCGCUACUUUGCGGCCCACAACAAGGCCAACAACAACAUCGGCAACGUCCCGCGCGUCCAGUACCGCCAUCCCAACCAGCCGCGCGCCGCCCACGCCGCCCCGGCCGUCGUCAACGACUACCGUCGCCGCUACUACCGCUGA